Molecule: messenger RNA, 837 nt
Organism: Lachancea nothofagi CBS 11611
Lineage: Eukaryota; Fungi; Ascomycota; Saccharomycetes; Saccharomycetales; Saccharomycetaceae
Source: the annotation of a GenBank genome assembly
AUGUCGCUGAAUAAAAAUAAUAUUAGGGAGUACAAAUUGGUUGUUGUUGGUGGCGGUGGUGUCGGUAAAUCCGCACUCACUAUUCAACUUAUCCAAUCACAUUUUGUGGAUGAGUAUGAUCCCACAAUCGAGGACUCGUACCGGAAACAAGUGGUGAUCGACGACAAAGUAUCGAUUUUAGAUAUUCUAGACACAGCAGGUCAAGAAGAAUACUCAGCUAUGCGCGAACAGUACAUGCGUACCGGAGAAGGGUUUCUAUUGGUGUAUUCCGUUACGUCCAGAACCUCUUUUGAUGAACUUAUGACAUACUAUCAGCAAAUUCUGAGAGUCAAAGAUGCCGACUACGUGCCGGUAUUUUUGGUUGGUAACAAAAGCGAUCUCGAUGAUGAACGCCAGGUAUCCUACGAAGAAGGUGUGAGCCUUGCGAAGCAGUUCAAUGCUCCAUUUAGGGAAACAUCAGCCAAACAGGCUCUAUAUGUGGAGGACUCUUUCUACGGACUGGUCCGUUUAGUGAGAGACGGCGGCGGAUUGUACAAUUCCGUCAACAAUCUAGAGGUGGAAGAAAAAAUCAAGCAAAAUUCUAAGGUUGAAGCUCAGAGCCCCGUCGUUGGCGGGCAUAACGCUAACGCCUUGGAUGGAAACAUGGGCGCUGAAGGUCGUGGAAAUUUAGUCACGGAAAAUGGUACUGGCAAAGGAUCUGGCAGCGCUUCUAUGCCUAACACCAAGGAAUCAUCUGGCGCUGUCAAUAAGACUGGUGCCGCGCAGGGUCGCGUAGAGCGUCGUAACGACAAAGCUUCAGCCAAAGAAAAAUCUGGCGGGUGUUGCGUUAUUUGUUAG